AUGCCGUUUGUGUGGAUGAAAUUAGUUUUGUUGAAUUUAUUUGGAUUUUGGAAUACCGAUGUAGUUGGUGAUAGAUUGAGAAAUUUUACUGUUUCUGUUUGGCAAUAUGAUCCUGGUCCUCAUAUCAAAUAUAACAUGGUGGAUACUGAAUACUGUAUUUGUGUCCAUUACCCGAACAUAGCAGAGAGAGGCACCUGGACAAAUUCAACAUGUACGAAAAUAUGUAUGGGAAGAUUUGUUCUGUUUGUUUUGAACAACCCAGAUUAUUUAACAAUAUGUGAAUUAGAGAUAUUUGGUGAUAUAUACAAUGGCUGUUCAACACAGUACUUACCUGAAAUUAAUAUAAAGAAAGUGGUAGGUAAACGUUCCAGUUCACCAAAUUGUCCACCCUUACCAUAUGAAGUAACCAAUGUAUAUGAGUGUAUCCAUCAAUGUUUACAGAUGAACAACUGUAUCAGUUUUAAUUAUGGUCCUAAUUUAAUCAACAGUGUUAAUUGUCAAUUAGUGAGAUGUUUUUCACACCCACAACAAGACUUUACUGUAGAUAGUGAUUGGAACUGGCGAUAUUUGUCACGUUAA
Lottia gigantea (owl limpet) is the source of this 579-nucleotide messenger RNA. RefSeq lists its product as hypothetical. The coding region runs from base 1 to 579 and encodes 192 amino acids. The transcript has 3 exons. NCBI's taxonomy places the organism in Eukaryota, Metazoa, Mollusca, Gastropoda, Lottiidae. The record is from RefSeq and is a predicted model, not a curated record.